UGCGUAACGCAGAGUAUCCCUAUGCUAAGUCUGCGAUUCUCACCACUGUCACGUUCUCCAGAAAAUAUCCGACCGUUGUCAUUAUUGUGCAUGAACAGUUUCACGUCACAACGAUUUAAGAAUAUGGGAGUGGUUUCCCAAAGAAUUUCAUGGUUUUGGGAAGGUUGUUUUCGGGAAAUGUGAUUGGUGAGUGUGCGCUGCAAUUACGUAUUUACAAUGCUGUGAAUGGGACAGAUUAGGCUCUGUGUUUUCGCUUCGGAUAUCCUCCGUCGUCAGUCAAUGAAGUACGGAUGCAGUGCACAAUGUUUUGAUUUAUAUCUUCAUCAAAAUGCUCUAUCGAGAAGCAAGGCAAUCUCCAACUGAAAUAUGACUGCAUUGGAUCUAAUUGGCUGCACUGUCUCUCGGAUUAGUUUGACUUCAUCGCAUGGGACGGUCUUUUAGGAAUACCUAUUCAUGUUUAAAGUAUUUUAACGAUGCCAACAUAAAUUAUUAAAAUACACAAUCAGUAGUAGCUACAACAGCGAUGGAUUAUCGGCGCAAAAAGAAGCUGACAUACUUCACUAUUGGAUUGAUCUUUCUUCUAAGUGGAAUCGAAUAUGCCGUAAUCUUGCCCACGAUAUGGAGAUACUUGCAGACACUGGAAGCGGCUCCCUACUUCCUGGGUCUGAGCCUAUCAGCUUUCAGUCUGAGUGGUCUCCUCACUGGACCUCUGUUUGGCCUCUGGUCCGACCGGACCUGUGCCACCAAGAAGAUCAUCCUAUUCGCCAACCUCUUUGAGAUAGUCGGCAACUUCAUGUACUUCAUGGGCUAUUCCAAAUGGCUCUUGCUGUCCAGCAGACUUGUGGCAGGAAUAGGUACUGGUGCUGGUUCAUCCAUCUUUGGCUUCCUAACCCGAAGCACUGCCCCAGAAGACCGUUCCACUGUGUUCGCUGCAGUCAUGGCAUGUCGGCAGGCUGGCCUUCUGAUUGGUCCAGCAUUCAACAUCUUCCUGAGGCUCUGUGAUUUUCGGAUGGGCCCGUUUCUGGUCAAUAAGUACACCGCACCAGGGCUCUUCAUGUGCCUGCUGUGGAUCCUCCUUCAGCUGGCUGUGGUGUUCAUGUACUGGGACAUACCACCGCAGGAGACAGAGGACCAAAGCGAGAGCGUAGCGGAGGGAGACAAAGAGGUGGUAUCAAGAGAGGUGGAGGGGGAGGAUAUGGACGGGGAUGAUGACGAGGGGAAGCCUUUAAUGCGGCCCCAUGAGCUCCUGGGCUCCUACGGUUCGGUGGUCACCCCCGAUCCACAGAGGGAGCAGGCGGUCAUCUCCAACGGCAACCUGUCUCACAUCUCCCCGCCCUCCUCGCCUCCGCCUGAGUUGGACGUGCCAUCCAACCCCUUCAAGAGGUUCAGCAUGAGCCGAGAGUUCCUUAGAGAAGAGGUGGUGGUGCUUCUAACCGCCCAGUUCAUUACUCUUUUUAACCAGACAGCACUGGAGACCAUGGUGACCCCAUUGACCCAGAAGUACUUCAACUUUGGUGAGCUGGAGAACAGUGUGAUGUACUGUAUCUGCGGCGUGGAGGUCAUCGCUGGCUUCCUGUUUGUGCGCUGGCUGACCAAGCGAGCGGCUGAGAGGGUGGUGCUGGCUGUGGGCCUCAUCCUCUGUAACAUCUCCUGUGUGUGGUGUCUCAUCUUCCUAGCCAAUCCCCAAGGCGGCUUUAAUUGGCAGUUAGCAGAGUUCAUCAUCGGUGUAUUCCUGCAGGUAUUGGGACUGCCCUUUGUAGCCGUAGCCCAGGUGUCUCUUUUUUCCAAAGUCACUUCAGAGAAGACUCAAGGGUUUAGUCAAGGAGUCCGUCGCUCAGUGGGAGGUCUGGCGACAAUCUUAGGGCCACUGUGGGCCGGGGGACUAACAAGUAAUCUUUACGUCAUGCUGGGAGUGAUGAUGGCUUUACUGGCACUGCUCACUAUAAUGCUGUUCUUCUCCUAUGACCGUCUGGUGGAGCCUAGCGUGGUGGAGCAUGCCGACAGCUCUGAAGAUUGUGGUUGAUUAGGACAUAAAAUAAGGAACGUAAGAGUAUAAAGGAAGUGGUGGCAAUUCAAACAUGAUCUCCCUAUGGUCUCAGGGCCAGUGGCACCAAAGACAAAAAAACUAAGAUGUAAACACUGCAAACACCUUUCAGCCCCUGGAGUGCUUCCCCGACCCUUGGUGUUCCUGGAGUUUACUUACUGCACACAGUCUCACACACCCUAAAGAACUUAACAUGGUGAAUGUACUUAUCUGGAAAAAAAAAUUUUUCCUGUGGAAAUAUGUGAUAAAACGAAAACUGGGGCAAAGUGGGAAUAUUAUGUGCCUAGUGCAUGAUAGCAAUAGGACUGUAUACUAUGUUGUUGUUGUUGGUAAUGGUGAAGAGGUCAAGCGGAAAGCGCUGUAUUGCCACUAGUUGUGAUGAAAACAGCGCCACGUAUCGUACUGGGAUAUGACAUGCUUUCCGCCAAUGAUUCGGUUUAUUCACUGCCAUUUAUAUUAGGAUAAUAGCAAAAAUUGCCCCAAAAAUGAGCAUUAUCCAAAUACAGCUAGAUUCGAAUUGAUACCACCAUGGAAACGUAAUGAUAGUUCAACCGCAACACAUUUAAUUUGUUUUAAACACAGACUCAGAUGUAUGGCUACAACCCACUGGAAGUGAUCUUUUCCCAGACCUUAAUUAUCUGCAGGUGAAGGAAUUGCCUGUUUUGAAAUUAUAUACACCAUAACUUGUCAGUGAUCACGUGCAUAUCCCAAUAUGUCAAACUAUGUAAAAAUACCUCAUAUGAGGAGCAAAGCAGAAUGCAAUUUGACGGUUACUAUGAGAUUAAAUGUAUGGUAAUGGCAAGGGUUGUUCUAAGGAUCUCACCUAUACUCCAUCCUGGUUUGUUAAUGAGUAGUCAGUAGUCUGCAUUUUUAACACUAGUUUAUCUAAAGUUAACCUAAUAUCAAAUCCAAUAAUAACAAUCACGUGAAUUUGUGCUGAAGCAGCCAAGAAAAGACAUUUUUCAAACAUUUAUGGUCAAAAGAUUCCUUGUGUUAAAAGACAGACGGGUUUAACUAUGAAUUUGAACUCUUUAAUUGUUUUUGGUGUGUGCUGGUGAUAUUUAAGUUUCUUGUAAAUUAACAUUUUUGGGUAAAAGCUACAUUCUAUUGUGAAUUGAAGUUGUUAUUUGUAUUUAUUUUUAAUUUCGUCACCACCUACUCGAACUGUUUGAUGAGCACAAUUUAUUUUUCUGAAUUGUCAUUGUAAAAAGAAAAAUGCUAAAUAAACACCUUGCUGUAUA
Messenger RNA from Hypomesus transpacificus, 3285 nucleotides. It is a transcript of the gene mfsd8l1, whose product is annotated as major facilitator superfamily domain containing 8-like 1. The coding region runs from base 524 to 2023 and encodes 499 amino acids. The transcript has 12 exons. Gene Ontology annotation, biological process: transmembrane transport. Gene Ontology annotation, molecular function: transmembrane transporter activity. Lineage: Eukaryota; Metazoa; Chordata; Actinopteri; Osmeriformes; Osmeridae. The record is from RefSeq and is a predicted model, not a curated record.